This is a messenger RNA of Coregonus sp. 'balchen', 20814 nucleotides long. The record is from the annotation of a GenBank genome assembly. NCBI's taxonomy places the organism in Eukaryota, Metazoa, Chordata, Actinopteri, Salmoniformes, Salmonidae.
AUGAGGCCUGCAGUCCGUGUGGGUCUGGGUCUUUUCCUAGCUGCGCACUGGGGACCGGGCCUGGUGAAGGAGCUCUGUGUCUGGGGACCAGGCCUGGUGAAGGAGCUCUGUGUCUGGGACACAGGGCCUGGUGAUGGAGCAGCAUGUCAGGGACAUUCAGGGCACAGGAGCCGCUGAAAUGGGAAUGAGACUUGAGAGAACAGAGAGGCACUAAACAAGUGUUUAAUUGUGUCUUUAUUUUGAUCACAGGAGGUUGGUGGGCAUCUUAAUUGGGGAGGACGGGCUCCUGGUAAUGGCUGGAGCGGAAUUGCUGGAAUGGUAUCAAAUACAUCAAACAUGGUUUCCAUGUGUUUGAUGCCAUUCCAUUUGCUCCGUUCCAGCCAUUAUUAUGAGCCGUCCUCCCCUCAGCAGUCUCCACUGAUUUUGAUAAGGUGAACAUAUUCAGACUCAGAGCCAUUAUAUUAGUGCACAAAGCAUGCUCUGAGCAUAUUUGGAUCACAGAAUGUUGCCCUACACUUCAGCCUCAUGCACAGUUGAUGUUUGUAUAUAAGUGUAGUCCUGCUGGUGCCGUUUUUCUGAGAUCCUUGGCACAGCUCCUUUCAACCGCAGUGGAAUUGUCUUUCCUCUUACAGCUUUUAAAAGGGGCCAGUUGGAACGUUCUCUGAACUGGGUUGAUAUGAAAUUUUUAUUCAGACAACCAGACAAAGCUAGAGUGCCUCUUCUCCAACACACCAUCAUGUGCUUUUCAGGCUACACUGCUUUGAUUGGAGCAAGGAGGCCUGGGGGUGGGGAGAAUAGUAGUGUCCUCUAUCGUCAAACCACACUGCUGCUUAGACUGGUUCUAACAGGAAGAGAAAGACUCUAUGUGUCUGCUUGUUCAGUAAACAUAUUAUGACACAUACAGUACCAGUCAAAAGUUAGGACACACCUACUAAUUCCAGGAUUUUUCUUAAUUUUUACUAUUUUCUACAUUGUAGAAUAAUAGUGAAGACAUCAAAACUAUGAAAUAACACAUAUGGAAUCAUGUAGUAACCAAAAAGUUGUUAAACAAAUCAAAAUAUAUUUGAGAUUUGAGAUUCUUCAAAGUAGCCACCCUUUGCAUUGAUGACAGCUUUGCACACUCUUGGUAUUCUCUCAACCAGCUUCAUGAGGUAGUCACCUGGAAUGCAUUUCAAUUAACAGGUGUGCCUUCUUAAAAGUUAAUUUGUGGAAUUAAUUUUCUUCUUAAUGCGUUUGAGCCAAUCAGUUGUGUUGUGACAAGGUAGGGGUGGUAUACAGAAGAUAGCCAUAUUUGGUAAAAUACCCAAGUCCAUAUUAUGGCAAGAACAGCUCAAACAAGCAAAGAGAAACGACAGUUCCAACCGCUGUGUCUUUGUGAGACGCAGGGUAGGUGAACGGAGGAUCUCUGCAUGUGUGUUUCCCACCGUGAAGAAUGGAGGAGGAGGUGUGAUGGUGUGGGGGUGCUUUGCUGGUGACACUAUUGGUGAUUUAUUUAGAAUUCAAGGCACACUUAACCAGCAUGGCUUCCACAGCAUUCUGCAGCGAUACGCCAUCCCAUCUGGUUUGCGCUUAGUGGGACUAUCAUUUGUUUUUCAACAGGACAAUGACCCAAAACACACCUCCAGGCUGUGUAAGGGCUAUUUGACCAAGGAGAGUGAUGGAGUGCUCCAUCAGAUGACCUGGCCUCCACAAUCACCCGACCUCAACCCAAUUGAGAUGGUUUGGGAUGAGUUGGACUGCAGAGUGAAGGAAAAGCAGCCAACAAGUGCUCAGCAUAUGUGGGAACUCCUUCAAGAAGCUCAUGAAGCUGGUUUAGAGAAUGCCAAGAGUGUGCAAAGCUGUCAUCAAGGCAAAGGAUGGCUACUUUGAAGAAUCUAAAAUCUAAAAUAUAUUUUGAUAGUUUUGAUGUCUUCACUAUUAUUCUAUAAUGUAGAAAAUAGUUUAAAAAAUAAAGAAAAACCUUUGAACGAGUAGGUGUGUCCAAACCUUUGACUGGUACUGUACAUGUUAUGAUGCCAUAGCACUUUGGGUAUAUAUCCACUCUUUGCAUUAUAUCAGUCACCCCAGAAUGUAUCAUUGUUUUGCAAUAUGAAUUUAAAGGCAAUGACAGUGUAACUGAUUGAUUUGUUGUUCCAUUCUGCACAGGUGACUACCGGGAUUACAAAUUCUGAUUGGUCCUGAUGAUCACAAGGGCCCUCUUCCACCUCUUUUCAGCCAAUCCCGAUGGGGCUCCGGAGCUGAUGUCGCAGAUGGCCCGAGGAUUUUCGUGUUCGGGAAUCCAGAAGAGACAAGCAAUACCACGGUGAGUGACAGACAAACAGACAGUAUCUGAUAUUGGCACAUUCACUAAACACUUGGGUCUGGUCUCAAUGCUUUGAACUGGCUUCCUUAUCUCAUUCCUUACCUUCUACAAUAUUUACAGUAUUAAUAUAUUAACAUUAUUAUAACAAUCUAUACAGAUGUAGGAUCUUAAUUUGAUCACUCUUUUGUUGCUGAGAUUUCUCCUGCACAGCAGUAAAUGCGACUUGUAGUGUAUCCAAGGUUUUAAAAGGCUUCUAAAGUGUAAUUUCCACUUUAGAAUGUCAGACUUGAUUUGACCAAACAAAAAAUGUAUCAACCCCUACAAAGAAUGUCCAUUAAUUAUAAUCCACAUAAUAAUUCAAAUUUCCUGUUGCUGCAGGAUUAUUUUCCUGCUGUAGCAAACUGGCUCAAAUUAAGAUCCUACAUCUAUAUACUCCUAUAUGCCGAUCCCUGAUGGAAUAUUUGAGAGAGUUUAAGGAGUAAGUAAUGAGUUACAAAAGUUAAUUGUGUAUUACCUUGCCAAAAAUCUGACAAUGCAUUAUGUAUAGCCAAAAUGCAUAGGUAAAAAGGCAGUCUUCUAAGAGAGUUGGGGCAGCAGUGAACACACUCCCCAGUGAUCCAGGUGAUCAUGUAUUUAUGGAUGUUGUCUGCAGCAGCAAGAGAAAGUGUCACCCAAGAGGACUUCCUGACUCGGCAAGGGCACAGGGAGCAGAGAAAGAAUGUGUGUGUGUGUUUGUGUGUGUGUGUGAGUGAGAGAGAUUAAGAGAUAGAGAGAGAGGAGAGGGGGAUAGAGACAGGUUUCACCUGAGUCAGCACUGCAGCAUGGAUACACACACAUUACAGAUACAUCUGCAUGUGCACACACACACACUCAUACGUAGGUACUUGUCUAUCUGCACACAGACUCACAUACUCACACCACACACACACACACCUGAUCAGCUCUCAGUGUCCAUCUCAGAUUGAUCGAAUAGGUUUGGAUAAUGUGUGUCUCAGAAGAAGCUGGUCUUUCAGUGCCAGCUGUCAGACGAGUUACCCCUCAUCCACAUCAAUCCGGGUCAACGGGAUGCCAAAGUAACACCCUCUCCAGGCCCGCUCAGAAAGAGGACAUAAUCCUCUUACAGACCCACAGCAUUGGCUUCAAUGAGGGCAACGCUAGAGGGCUAGCCUUAGCCGUAGCGCCUUAGAAGAUUCACUUCAAUGGGGAUAAAGUUAGCAGACUGGGCUAGCCUUACCUUAGCACCUAUGACAAAUUCAUUCCAAUGUGUAGGAUGUUAGCGGUCUAGCCAUUAGCCCUUUCAGUGUACUGAAUGACUAAACGAGUCUGCUCACUCUACAGUUUCUGUAGCAAAUAUCUUUGUUUAAUUGAUACUCCAUCCCUCUAUUGAUUAAAGAGAGAAAUGCAAACAGUCUGCAGUGCGUCAUUCAAAACCUGAAUCAGUGAACAAUAAGUCUGAUAUCGCCAGCUAAUCACUCUGAUUGAUAGAACAUUAGCCUGCAGUUGGCAGUUACAUUUUUCCUCUUUAGCCAGCUCCUUUGUCAAAUCAAAUCAAAUCAAAUCAAAUUUUAUUGGCCACAUGCGCCGAAUACAACAGGUGCAGACAUUACAGUGAAAUGCUUACUUACAGCCCUUAACCAACAGUGCAUUUAUUUUUUAUAAAAAAGUAAAAUAAAACAACAACAAAAAAGUGUUGAGAAAAAAAGAGCAGAAGUAAAAUAAAAUAACAGUAGGGAGGCUAUAUAUACAGGGGGGUACCGGUGCAGAGUCAAUGUGCGGGGGCACCGACUAGUUGAGGUAGUUGAAGUAGUAUGUACAUGUGGGUAGAGUUAAAGUGACUAUGCAUAAAUAAUUAACAGAGUAGCAGCAGCGUAAAAAAAUGGGGUGGGGGGCAGUGCAAAUAGUCCGGGUAGCCAUGAUUAGCUGUUCAGGAGUCUUAUGGCUUGGGGGUAGAAGCUGUUGAGAAGCCUUUUGGAUGGCAUGGCAUGACAAUAGAAAGAGGUUGGCUGAAGCACAGGCAGACAGCCAGGCUAUAGCACUCAGAUGCUGUGGUUACUGAAGCAGAGCAAGCAGGCUGGAGAGUCCUGAAACAGACAGUCAGACCGUGAUAACAUCAUCUUCUCUCUGAGCUCGAGGAAAGUUGACAGUGUUUUGGUGGAGCUGAUCAGCCUCAGCUGAUUGAGGUGAUAGUAGAGGAGAGGCUUUAUGUAUCGAUCACUGGGCUUCAGCACCUCAUCUAUCAUCGUUAACCACUAUUGAUCUCUCUCUCUCUCACUCUCUCUCUCAAUUCAAUUCAAUUUCAAUUCUCUCUCUCUUGCUGUGCAGCAUGCUAGCAGCAGGGUUGCAGGGGAAGUUCAUUCACUUCACAGUAUGAUACCAUCCAUUAAUUACAGUGGUGAUGGUCAACCUAGAUCUUUUCUUUAUUGAGUGCUAACAUUAGAGACAGUCAAUAAAGCAUGGAUGUUAACAAAUUAUCAAUGGACUGAUUUGAAUUAACAAAGGUUGCAAUUUAAAUUCAGUUUACCCAGACCCUGUCUGUCUAUGUCCAAUUUGAGCAUCAUACUGAACCCAUACUGAACCCAGACUGUCAGAAACCUCAGAAACAUCAGAUAAAGCAUGUCAGUGAAUUAUCAGAGGAUGAAUAUGGCCAAGACGAGGAGGGCUAUUGAUUGGCUGUUGGGGAGGAAACAGUGUUGAGCGGUGGUGUUGGCCAUUAGUUGUUGUCAGACUGAGCGAAUGCUGAGCACACUUCUCUGGGAUUUGAUUAAAACAUAACGAACCCCCUCCACUCUCCCUCCUCCUUUUUCUUUACCUCCCUUCAUCCCUCGUUCCCAGCCCCCCACGUACCUGCAUAAAGGGCAGGCUGAACAGAAAGUGCACUGCUGCAAAGUUGUCAGUAGUGAUAAACACAGAGACAAGUAGUGUAUGUGUGUGUGUGUGUGUGUGUGCGUGUGUGUGUGUGUGUGUGUGUGUCUGUGUGUGUGAUGUGUAUGUGUGUGUGUGUUCCUUCUUAAAUGUCCUAUAAGCGUGGUUGUCCUAUGUGUCACAUCUUGUUGAGUGUGACGUGUUUCGCCUUGUGAAUGUAGAGUUGAAUACCCUUCUGAGUCCCUCCUCCCGCUCUUUUGUUUACAUGGGCAAACAACGCACUCUGCAUAUAAACAUGAUGAACACAAGAUGCAGAUCUGCUACUAACAUAAUUGUAGUUCAACACAACACUAAGCUCUGUCUUCCAUCGUUCUCUGUUUCAAAACAACCUUUUUGUCUGUUUUUUCUUUCUGGCUCUGUGGCGGCAGGUAGCCUAGCAGUUAAGAGGGUUGGGCCAAUAACCGAAAAGUCGCUGGUUCCAAUCCCAGAGCCGGCAAGGUGGCGAAAUCUGCCAUUCUGCCCUUGAGCAAGGCAGUUAACAACAACUGGGCGCCAAUGAUGUAAAUUAAGGCAGCCCACUGCAUCUCUCUGAUUCAGAGGGGUUGGGUUAAAUGCGGAAUAAAUAUAUUUCAGUUGAAUGCAUUCAGUUGUGCGCAACUGACUACGUUUUCCAUGUCAUCCUCUCUCUCUGUGUAGUUAAAUGGAGGAGAAGGAGAGGAGUAGGAGCCGGUCUCUGUCUCGUAGCCGUAGGGCCACCCGGGUGCAGCAGGUGGUGGGAACCUUGAUCAGACGCACCCGCGAAUCACUCAGCAGGUACAGUAUCAACACAUGAGAGACAUACAGACAGAGAAACACACACAUUGAGAGAGAAACAUACAUUCAGAGAUUCGAUGUCAAGAGGUUUGCACUCCCACAAUAGAAUGAAGUAUGUGGAUGGGCCACCUGUUAGUCAUGCUAGGAAACAGCUGACACAGAGGGAAGGGAUGACUUUAGCCCUCUGUAGUGAGUCUAAUUCAAUGUUUUACAGAAAUACAUUACCCACAUACAGUGAGGGAAAAAAGUAUUUGAUCCCCUGCUGAUUUUGUACGUUUGCCCACUGACAAAGAAAUUAUCAGUCUAUAAUUUUAAUGGUAGGUUUAUUUGAACAGUGAGAGACAGAAUAACAACAAAAAAAUCCAGAAAAACACAUGUCAAAAAUGUUAUAAAUUGAUUUGCAUUUUAAUGAGGGAAAUAAGUAUUUGACCCCCUCUCAAUCAGAAAGAUUUCUGGCUCCCAGGUGUCUUUUAUACAGGUAACGAGCUGAGAUUAGGAGCAUACUCUUAAAGGGAGUGCUCAUAAUCUCAACUUGUUACCUGUAUAAAAGACACCUGUCCACAGAAGCAAUCAAUCAAUCAGAUUCCAAACUCUCCAUCAUAGCCAAGACCAAAGAGCUCUCCAAGGAUGUCAGGGACAAGAUUGUAGACCUACACAAGGCUGGAAUGGGCUACAAGACCAUCGCCAAGCAGCUUGGUGAGAAGGUGACAACAGUUGGUGCGAUUAUUCGCAAAUGGAAGAAACACAAAAUAACUGUCAAUCUCCCUCGGCCUGGGGCUCCAUGCAAGAUCUCACCUUGUGGAGUUGCAAUGAUCAUGAGAACGGUGAGGAAUCAGCCCAGAACUACACGGGAGGAUCUUGUCAAUGAUCUCAAGGCAGCUGGGACCAUAGUCACCAAGAAAACAAUUGGUAACACACUACGCCGUGAAGGACUGAAAUCCUGCAGCGCCCGCAAGGUCCCCCUGCUCAAGAAAGCACAUAUACAUGCCCGUCUGAAGUUUGCCAAUGAACAUCUGAAUGAUUCAGAGGAGAACUGGGUGAAAGUGUUGUGGUCAGAUGAGACCAAAAUCGAGCUCUUUGGCAUCAACUCAACUUGCCGUGUUUGGAGGAGGAGGAAUGCUGCCUAUGACCCCAAGAACACCAUCCCCACCGUCAAACAUGGAGGUGGAAACAUUAUGCUUCGGGGGUGUUUUUCUGCUAAGGGGACAGGACAACUUCACUGCAUCAAAGGGACGAUGGACGGGGCCAUGUACUGUCAAAUCUUGGGUGAGAACCUCCUUCCCUCAGCCAGGGCAUUGAAAAUGGGUCGUGGAUGGGUAUUCCAGCAUGACAAUGACCCAAAACACACAGCCAAGGCAACAAAGGAGUGGCUCAAGAAGAAGCACAUUAAGGUCCUGGAGUGGCCUAGCCAGUCUCCAGACCUUAAUCCCAUAGAAAAUCUGUGGAGGGAACUGAAGGUUCGAGUUGCCAAACGUCAGCCUCGAAACCUUAAUGACUUGGAGAAGAUCUGCAAAGAGGAGUGGGACACAAUCCCUCCUGAGAUGUGUGCAAACCUGGUGGCCAACUACAAGAACCGUCUGACCUCUGUGAUUGCCAACAAGGGUUUUGCCACCAAGUACUAAGUCAUGUUUUGCAGAGGGGUCAAAUACUUAUUUCCCUCAUUAAAUUGCAAAUCAAUUUAUAACAUUUUUGACAUGCGUUCUUCUGGAUUUUUUGUUUGUUAUUCUGUCUCUCACUGUUCAAAUAAACCUACCAUUACAAUUAUAGACUGAUCUUGUCUUUGUCAGUGGGAAAACGUACAAAAUCAGCAGGGGAUCAAAUACUUUUUUCCCUCACUGUAGUCUCACACCAGCUGCUCUGCCACUCCCAAUAACCCCUCACCUCUAACCCCUAUUUAACCCUUGUUUGACCUUGCAGAGAGCGGAUCCUUGGGGAUGGGAGGUCCAGCCGGUCAGGCAGUGUGUCCAGUCAGAACUUCCCGGUGAGGCUAACGGUUCAGAUCGUCAGAGACCCGGUGUUGGACUCCAGCGGUCUUGGGUUCACCCUCUCCAAACAGCACCCUCUGCUGAUCAGGGACGUGGCUACAGGUACGCCGUGUGUGUGUGUCUGAGAGAGUGAGAGAGUGAGAGAGAACGCUCUCCCUGAAAUAUGGCCACCUGCUUCAUCGUGCCGCAGUAGACUCGCCCACAGCAAGACAGAUUUAGGCACGCACGAACACAUGCACACACACGUGUGCGCAUACGCACACACACACCAACCCUCUCCUGGCAUUUAGAAUGCCAGGCACCAUGCCAAAAAAGCCAGUGAAACAGAGCCACCUGCUCAUCCUUUUUAGAUUUGAUCACUCUUCAUUUAGUUGGACACACACACACACACACUCACACACACACACACACACACAGCCUUGCUGAGCUGUGUGUUUCUUUCCUUUCUGUAGAAACAGCUGAUCAAUACCCUGAUUAAUACCCUGAUCAAUACCCUGAGGAGUACCCUGCUGCCCUCGGCCCAAUAAUCACAACCUGCUGCCAGAGAGAGAGAGGGGGAGUGAGAGAGAGAGAGAGGGGGGUGGGACAGAGCGGGAGGGAGAGAGAGAGGGAGAGAGAGGGAGUGAGAGAGAGAGAGAGAGAGAGGGAGAGAGAGAGAGAGAGAGACACCGUUGCCCUAGAGCACACAAAAAACAAUACAUACCUCGGCCUAAACAUCAGCGCCACAGGUAACUUCCACAAAGCUGUGAACGAUCUGAGAGACAAGACAAGAAGGGCCUUCUAUGCCAUCAAAAGGAACAUAAAAUUUGACAUAUCAGUUAGGAUCUGGAUAAAAAUACUUGAAUCAGUUAUAGAACCCAUUGCCCUUUAUGGUUGUGAGGUCUGGGGUCCGCUCACCAACCAAGAAUUCACCAAAUGGGACAAACACCAAAUUGAGACUGCAUGCAGAAUUCUGCAAAACUAUCCUCUGUAUACAACAUAAAACACCAAAUAAUGCAUGCAGAGCAGAAUUAGGCUGAUACCCGCUAAUUAUCAAAAUCCAGAAAAGAGCCGUUAAUUUCUACAACCACCUAAAAGGAAGCGAUUCCCAAACCUUCCAUAACAAAGCCAUCACCUACAGAGAUAUGAACCUGGAGAAGAGCUGGUCCUGGGGCACUGUUCACAAACACAAACAGACCCCACAGAGCCCCAGGACAGCAACACAAUUAGACCCAACCAAAUCAUGAGAAAACAAAAAUAUAAUUACUUGACACAUUGGAAAAAAAGAAAGAAAAAAAACAGAGCAAACUAGAAUGCUAUUUGGCCCUAAACAGAGAGUACACAGUGGCAGAAUACCUGACCACUGUGACUGACCCAAAAUUAAGAAAACCUAUGUACAGACUCAGUGAGCAUAGCCUUGCUAUUGAGAAAGGUCACCGAAGGCAGACCUGGCUCUCAAGAGAAGACAGGCUAUGUGCGCACUGCCCACAAAAUGAGGUGGAAACUGAGCUGCACUUCAUAACCUCCUGCCAAAUGUAUGACCAUAUUAGAGACACAUACAGUGCUAUGAAAAAGUAUUCGCCCCCUUUCUAAUUUUCUCUACUUUUGCAUAUUUGUGAUACUGAAUGUUAUCAGAUCUUCAACCAAAACCUAAUAUUAGAUAAAGGGAACAUAAGUGAACAAAUAACACAACAAUUACAUAUUUAUUUCAUAAACAAAGUUAUGCAACACCCAGUUCCCCUCUGUGAAAAAUAAGACACCAUACAUUCAAUAACUGGUUGUGCCACCUUUAGCUGCAAUGACUCCAACCAAAUGCUUCCUGUAGUUGUUGAUCAGUCUCUCACGUUGCUGUGGAGGAAUUUUGGCCCACACUUCCAUGCAGAACUGCUUUAACUCAGUGACGUGUGGGUUUUCAAGCAUGAACUGCUCGUUUCAAGUCCUGCCACAACAUCUCAAUUGGGAUUAGGUCUGGACUUUGACUAGGCCAUUCCAAAACUUCCAAUUUGUUGCUUUUUAGCAAUUUUCAUGUAGACUUGAUUGUGUGUUUUGGAUCAUUGUCUUGCUGCAUGACCCAGCUGCGGUUCAGCUUCAGCUCACAGACGGAUGGUCUGACAUUCUCCUGUAGAAUUCUCUGAUACAGAGCAGAAUUCAUGGUUCCUUCUAUUAAGGCAAGUCGUCCAGGUCCUGAGGCAGCAAAGCAUCCCCAAACCAUCACACCACUACCACCAUGCUUGACCUUUGGUAUGAUGUUCUUACUGUGGAAUGUAGAGUUUGGUUUUCGCCAGGCAUUACUGGAACCAUGUCGUCCAAAAAGUUAUACUUUUGAAUCAUCUGUCCAUAGAACGUUCUUCCAAGAGUCUUGAUGAUCAUCCAGGUGCUUUUUGGCAAACUUGAGUCAACUUUUUGGACGAGAUGGGUCCCAUUAUGCCUGCCGAAAACCAAACACAGAAACUGCUGUGCCUCAGUCCUGCUCUCUGGCCUGAAGACAAAUUAGUAUAAAUAACCAGAGAAAGCAGAGAGGCUGAUAGAGAGGCUGGUAGAGCGGCUCACAGUGGCAGAGACGCUGGCAGAGAGUCUGGUAGAGCGGCUCACAGAGAGGCUGGCAGAGAGGCUGGCACAGAGGCUGGCAGAGAGGCUGGCAGAGAGGAUGGUAGAGAGGCUGUCAGAGAGACUGGCAGAGAGGCUGGCAGAGAGGCUGGCAGAGAGACUGGUAGAGAGACUGGCAGAGAGGUGAUAGAGAGGCUGGCAGAGAGGCUGGCAGAGAGGAUGGUAGAGAGGCUGUCAGAGAGACUGGCAGAGAGGCUGGCAGAGAGGCUGGCAGAGAGGAUGGUAGAGAGGCUGGCGAGGACCCAGAAUAAUGUUAACCCUCAUAUGCCUCCCCAGAGGAGCUAAUGUAAGCACAUGUGACUGUGUUGAACUAUAUAACUAAUUUUCUCCUCUGUGUGUGUUUGUGUGUGUGUGUGUGUAGGAGGCCCAGCGGAUGGGAUACUGUACCCUGGAGACCAGGUGUUACAGAUGAAUGACCUGGUGGUAGACUAUCUUAGCUAUGAACAGCUGCAAGACAUCACCAGGUAACUAACAUUAUAUUUUCUCUCUUUAUUCCCUCUGUCCCUUACUCUGUUUUCUCCCUCUAUUUCUCAGUCUCUAUAUUCUCACUAGAUUAGAGAGAAGAGACAGGUUACUGGGACUAGGACUCCCUUCCAGUUCUGAAAGCAUACUUUCAUAAUGUCUGUGUGAUUGUGUGUGUGUGUGUGUGUGUGUGUGUGAGAGAGUUUGAGGGUGUGUCAGUUCAAAUGCUAAGUCAGUCAGGUCAAAUGUCAGUGUAGUGAAAAUGUUUACAUGACCGCUGGACAGAAACAUCUUGUCUCUGUGUUUCUUUAGGGACUUGGAAGACUUUGUCACAAUGACAAUUCUAAGGAAUAUGACAGUAAGUGUGUGUGUGAGUGUGCAUGCGUGCGUGCAUGCAAGUGUGUCCAUAUGUGUAUAUGUGUACAUCUGUGUGUACUGUAUGUGAUGACAUAAUGUUGUUUCUCUGUGUGUCAGGGUCCUAAGUCAUCCAUCAUGUCGGCAGAGAAGAGGGCUCGUCUGAGGAGUAACCCGAUCAAAGUACGCUUUACAGAGGAAGUGGUCGUCAAUGGUCACACGCAGGUCAGGAACCAGCCAUCUAUUCUCUCUCUCUCUAUAGCUAUAUCUAUAUCUCGUCUCUAUCUCUCUCUCUCUAUCUCUCGAUAGCUCUCACUAUAUUAGCUCUCUAGCAGUCUGUCUAUCUCAAGACUCUCUCUCUCUCUCUCUCUCUCUCUCAUCCUCUCUUUUUCUUCCUGCAGGGAAACUCUCUUCUGUUCCUGCCCAACGUUCUGAAGGUCUAUCUUGAGAAUGGACAGACCAAGGCCUUCAAGUUUGACGCUACCACCACCAUCAAAGUACGGAUAUAAUAUGUAUUACAUUUUACCUACAAAUAUUAUGAUUUGAUGCCAAAGAAUCACUUGUGCUUAUGUAAACCUGUGUCGUCUGCAUGACUCACUACCCUACUAGCGCUAACACAAGUAUCUAUUUAUCAGGCAUCAUUACGACAGCAUUACUAUGCAAAAUACCUUACCUGGUGUUUGUUGUCUAAGAUAUGCUAUUGUUUGGUUGUUGCAGGACAUCAUUCUGACUCUGAAGGACAAGUUGUCUAUCUGCUGUAUUGAGUACUUUUCUCUGGUGCUGGAACAGCAGUACAGCAUCACCAAGCUUCUGCUGCUGCACGAGGACGAGUUCAUACACAAGGUGAGGAGGACACACACACUCAGCCUCAACCUGUAUAACCAGUGCAGUCAGUCAGUCAGUCAGUACACCUCUAUGUAACCCUGUGUCUCCAGGUGGUGCAGAAGAAGGAGAAUAGCAGCCAUGACUACAGGUGUCUUUUCAGGGUGUGCUUCAUUCCCAGAGACCCCCUGGAGCUGCUACAGGAAGACCCCACCGCCUUCGAGUACCUCUUCCUCCAGGUGAGUAGCUAGCCACAUCUACCUGUAGGCCUGGACUACCAUGUUCAGUGCCUGUAACUCGUCUACCUGUACUUUCACCUGUACCUAUAGCCAUGAGAACCUGUCUAACUUGCAUUCAGGCAAGCAGUGUUUGCUUUAAAAGACUUGUAUGUAUAGCUGUGGGAAGUAGGGAUGCUGAGGGUGCUGCAGCACCCCCUGAGAAAUCACAAUAAAAAACAUGUAUUGAUAAAAACGUGGACCAAAAAAAUAUGAAAUAAAAAUAAAGUUGUGCACUGGGCCUUUAGUAGUCCUGUAUUAGUGGACUGAUAUAGACGCCUGCAGCACCGGGCCUUUAGUAGUCCUGUAUUAGUGGACUGAUAUAGACGCCUGCAGCACUGGGCCUUUAGUAGUCCUUUAGUAGUCCUGUAUUAGUGGACUGAUAUAGACGCCUGCAGCACUGGGCCUUUAGUAGUCCUUUAGUAGUCCUGUAUUAGUGGACUGAUAUAGACGCCUGCAGCACUGGGCCUUUAGUAGUCCUGUAUUAGUGGACUGAUAUAGACGCCUGUAGCGUCGACAAAACAUUAUCCGCACCCCCACGCCUAAACAUCUUCCCGCAGCGAUGGUUGUAGUCACCUUCGACUGACAGAAUCAGGGUUUGCAGGGAGGGAUUAUUGCCAAACAUGUGUCAGUGUGAUUUAUGGUGAAGGAAAGAACACUUCUUCCUUGUGUGUGUCAUUCUUUGGUGUGUGUUUGUGUGUGUGUGUGUUUGUGUGUGUGUGUGUGUGUUUUGUCAGAGCGUCGGGGACGUUCUACAGGAGAGGUUUGCGGUGGAGAUGAAGUGUAACACUGCACUGCGUCUGGCUGCCCUGCACAUGCACGAGAGACUGGACAGCAUAGGCUCCACCCGGACCUCUGUCAAGAGCAUCAUGUGAGUCACACACACACACACACUCACACACACACACACACUCACACACACACACACACUCACACACACACACACACUCACACACACACACACACGCACACACACACACUGAUAUUGUCUCCUGUGUGUAUCGUGACAGGAAAGAGUUUGGUCUGGACAGCUUCAUCUCUCCAACUCUGCUCAGUAACAUGAGAGAGAAGGACCUGAGGAAAGCCAUCAGCUACCACCUCAAGAAGAUCCAGUCACUGCUGGAGCCACAACAGAAGGCAUGGAGGGAUGGAGAGGGGGAGAGAAAGAGAGAGGGAGAGGGAGGGAGAAGGAGGGAGAGGGGGAGAGGGAGAGAAAGGGAGAGGGAAGGAGAGAGAUGGAGAGAGGGAGGGAGGGAGAGAGAGAGAGGGAGAGGGAGGAAGAGGGAGGGAGAGAUGAUGCGUGUAAUACACAGUCUUAUUGUUGUUAUCAUUGUCCUCUCUCUCUCUCUCUCUCUCUCUCUCUCUCUCUCUCUCUCUCUCUCUCUCUCUCUCUCUCUCUCUCUCUCUCUCUCUCUCUCUCCCUCUCCCUCUCCCUCUCCCUCUCCUUCUCUCUCCCAGGUGAUCCCAGCCACUCAGGCCCGGCUGGCCUACCUCACCCAGCUUGCAGAGCUCAUCUCCUAUGGGGGCCGCUCCUACACAGCCACCAUGAUGGUUAGUGUGUUUGAAACAACUUACAAACGAUAACUAUAGCUGUCAAUCAUUCUCUGACUCUGCCCCAAUUUAGAGAGCUGUUAUUGGCUGGACAGGAUUGAUCCCUCCCAUUCUGGCCUCGUUUCACCCUGUCAUGAUUCAGUAUGCAUCUCAGACUGUAUCUCCUUCUUUCUCCAUUUCACCCCUCUUCCCUCUCUCUCUCCCUCUCUUCCUCUUUACCUCUCCCUCUCUCUCUUCCCUCGUCUCUCUCUCCCAUCCACGCUUUCUCUACACCCCUCUGUACCCCUCCCCCUCUGUCUUUCUCCGUCCUUCCCCACCCCAGUUGCAGGACCGGGAGGCGCUGGUCAGUCUGUUGGUGGGAGCGCGCUACGGCCUGAGUCAGGUGGUCAACCACAAGCUCAACAUGGUGUCCACCCUGGUGGACUUCAGCAGCAUCAGUAGAGUGGAGCUGCUCUCUGAGUCGGACAGAGUCAGCCUGCUACGCAUCUCACUGCACGACAUCAAGGUAGGAUACCAUACACACUGUAUAUGAUACACACACACACAGAUCACACACACACAGAUCACACACACAAUCUCUCUCAGACACACAAGUUUGCUCAUAGGUACACUUAGUUCACACACAAAUACACUGGAUGGAAAAUAUGUACAGUGAGGGAAAAAAAUAUUUGAUCCCCUGCUGAUUUUGUACGUUUGCCCACUGACAAAGAAAUGAUCAGUCUAUAAUUGUAAUGGUAGGUUUAUUUGAACAGUGAGAGACAGAAUAACAACAACAAAAAUCCAGAAAAACGCAUGUCAAAAAUGUUAUAAAUUGAUUUGCAUAUUAAUGAGGGAAAUAAGUAUUUGACCCCUCUACAAAACAUGACUUAGUACUUGGUGGCAAAACCCUUGUUGGCAAUCACAGAGGUCAGACGUUUCUUGUAGUUGGCCAACAGGUUUGCACACAUCUCAGGAGGGAUUUUGUCCCACUCCUCUUUGCAGAUCUUCUCCAAGUCGUUAAGAUUUCGAGGCUGACGUUUGGCAACACAAACCUUCAGCUCCCUCCACAGAUUUUCUAUGGGAUUAUGGUCUGGAGACUGGCUAGGCCACUCCAGGACCUUCAUGUGCUUCUUCUUGAGCCACUCCUUUGUUGCCUUGGCCAUGUGUUUUGGGUCAUUGUCAUGCUGGAAUACCCAUCCACAACCCAUUUUCAAUGCCCUGGCGGAGGGAAGGAGGUUCUCACCCAAGACUUGACGGUACAUAGCCCCGUCCAUCAUCCCUUUGAUGCGGUGAAGUUGUCCUGUCCCCUUAGCAGAAAAACACCCCCAAAGCAUAAUGUUUCCACCUCCAUGUUUGACGGUGGGGAUGGUGUUCUUGGGGUCAUAGGCAGCAUUCCUCCUCCUCCAAACACGGCGAGUUGAGUUGAUGAGAAAGAGCUCGAUUUUGGUCUCAUCUGACCACAACACUUUCACCCAGUUCUCCUCUGAAUCAUUCAGAUGUUCAUUGGCAAACUUCAGACGGGCAUGUAUAUGUGCUUUCUUGAGCAGGGGGACCUUGCAGGAGCUGCAGGAUUUCAGUCUCUUCACGGCGUAGUGUGUUACCAAUUGUUUUCUUGGUGACUAUGGUCCCAGCUGCCUUGAGAUCAUUGACAAGAUCCUCCCGUGUAGUUCUGGGCUGAUUCCUCACCAUUCUCAUGAUCAUUUGUCACGCCCUGGCUCUGGGGACUCUUAAAUGUUGAGCCAGGGUGUGUAGUGUCUAUGUUGUAUUUUCUAUGUUGUUUAUCUAGAUCGUGUAGAUCUAUGUUGGCCAGGGUGGUUCCCAAUCAGAGGCAGCUGUUUCUCGUUGUCUCUGAUUGGGGACCAUACUUAGGCAGCAUGUUUGGCACUAGUCAUUGUGGGAUCUUGUUCCGUUUGGUUUGUUUUGGUGUUAACCUAGGACUUCACGUAUCGUUUGGUUUGUUGUUUUUGUUAGUGUGUGUUAAGUACGUUAAUUAAAUAAAAUGUAUGCUUACCACGCUGCGCCUUGGUCCGAGUCAGGCAACGAUCGUGACAUCAUUGCAACUCCACGAGGUGAGAUCUUGCAUGGAGCCCCAGGCCGAGGGAGAUUGACAGUUAUUUUGUGUUUCUUCCAUUUGCGAAUAAUCGCACCAACUGUUGUCACCUUCUCACCGAGCUGCUUGGCGAUGGUCUUGUAGCCCAUUCCAGCCUUGUGUAGGUCUACAAUAUUGUCCCUGACAUCCUUGGAGAGCUCUUUGGUCUUGGCCAUGGUGGAGAGUUUGGAAUCUGAUUGAUUGAUUGCUUCUGUGGACAGGUGUCUUUUAUACAGGUAACAAGCUGAGAUUGGGAGCACUCCCUUUAAGAGUGUGCUCCUAAUCUCAGCUCGUUACCUGUAUAAAAGACAUCUGGGAGCCAGAAAUCUUUCUGAUUGAGAGGGGGUCAAAUACUUAUUUCCCUCAUUAAAAUGCAAAUCAAUUUAUAACAUUUUUGACAUGCGUUUUUCUGGAUUUUGUUGUUGUUAUUCUCUCUCACUGUUCAAAUAAACAUACCAUUAAAAUUAUAGACUGAUCAUUUCUUUGUCAGUGGGCAAACGUACAAAAUCAGCAGGGGAGCAAAUACUUUUUUUCCUCACUGUAUUCUCUCUCCCUUAACUCUCUCUCUCUCUCUCUCUCUCUCUCUUGCUCUCUCAUCCCCCUCUCUCUCCAGCCUUUUGCCUUACUGAUGGACUCUCUGGCAGCCAAAGACCUGGCGUGUCUACUGGGGGGCUACUGCAAGCUCCUGGUGGACCCCAGAGUGUGUGUGUUCCGUCUGGGACGCCCUAAGGUGCGGGUGCACAGGAUACCUGCUGAGGAAGGUGUGUGUGAAGGGAAGUUCGCCGUUAUAGAGGGAGUUUGCUAUGAAUCGCUGACAAGUGAGCAUAAAUGUUUAACUAUACUUUUUCCUUUUUUGGCAUUGAUCAUACAAUUUUUUGGGCCGUUGAUAAGUGGAUAUCAGCCAGUAUGGAUAGUUGAUACAGAUCAAAUGUCUUCAUUUGAGACGACUAUUAUUUACAUAGUAAACUGUGUUUUUUUUGUCAUUUCCAGGCUAUGUGUCCCGCUGCUGUAGUGACUCCGAUGACUCUUCAGAUGAGGACUACCCCGCCGAGCCUCCGCCAACGCACACCCGCAAACGCCACGCACCCGCCAGCAAAGACAGGGAGGGGUGGAGGAGAGAAAAGGAGGAGCAGAGAGGAGCGGAGGGAAAGAAAGAGAGAGCUGAAAAAGAAGAUGCAGAUAAACAGGAGGUGAAGAUCAUUGUGACGUCAGAGAAGGACAUGGAAGUUGAGGAGGAGGACGGAAGAGAGAUACAUCUAGGAAAUAAAGCCAAUAAAGGAACAGUGGAACAGGACAUGGUGCUGGACACUAACUGGUACCACACAGACCCGCGGGUCAACAGUAGCUUCUCCAGCCUGUCCAGUGGCUCUUUGAGUGCUGCCCUGGAGGAGUGCGGUGCCACAGCUGCAGCCAGGGGAGGGGACCCAGCCAAGGCCUCCUCUCACGUGGACGCCCUGCGUGAGGACAGCCCCUCUCUCCGGUCCCAACGGCCGACUCAGGGAAUCACCACCCUGGAUGUCCACCACCCGUUCCUCCUGGAGGUCACAUCUCCCUCUCCACAGCGCCAGAGAAAGGGCGCCGCCGGCAGCACGGCCUCCGCCUCCGUACGCCCCACCAACCUGAGUUACCGUAGCAACGAUAGCUUGUGCCUUUGCUUUGCCGAGCUUUCCCAGGGCAGCUACCUCCCCAGCCCCCCCGAGGCCACCAGCGACGAGGAGGAGACAGAGGAAGUUGAGGAUGACGAUGAUGAGGAGGAACUGAGACGGCUCUCUAAGAUACCCAGUCACAUAGACCUGCGCCUCAUCGACAAGAUCUGCGCCAGGUCUAACAAAACUGCUUCCAAAAACAAGUUAGACAUCCCCAGAAUCAUCCCCAGCGUCACCUCCUUCUGUGAAAAGAGGGCUGUUUGUAGCUCCGCCCACAAAGGGGAGGAGCGUCUAUCAAGUCACUCUGGAGAUUCUGAGCCUUUCCUAACGCCGUCCCCUAACCCUCCUCCUCCUAUUGCUAGGGAAAGUGCUUCGGAGUCAGACGAUGAGUUCUUCGAUGCCCAGGAGCGGUUCACUCCUCCAGUUCCUCCUGAUGGUGCAGGUGGGUUGUUGACAUGACUUCUUCACUGACAGACUAACUGUUUAAAUGUGUGUUGAAUGAUUUCUGUCACCCUUUUAACCCCCCCCCCCCCUCUCUCUCUCUCACACAGAAAACAGUUGGGAUGCGGCUGACAUUAAGAGGCACAGUAAACGCUGGAGUGGCACAGGGAACGGACUGCCAGUGGUACCAGAGAGGGAGCCUCCGUCACCCCUCAAAAAGAAACACUCCUCCCCUGACCACAAGAAACAGCAGGAGAUCCAACGAGACCCAAAGCCCCACUCAAACCAGGCCUCCACUCAGAGGGUUGAUGCCAAGACCAAGCCUCCACCAUUGGCCCCCAAGCCCCAGCUACCCCCAAAACCAGAACUGGCCCCCAAGCCCCAGAUGGGCCCCCAGAGGUCUCCCCAGCGCGGUGGUCCAUACUCCCACUGUAACGGGGAUGCUGGUGGGGGCCAUGCAGGCCUGCUAGAGAUAGACACCAUGGAACCAGACACCAUGGAGUUUAAAUCAGUCACCUCGGGAGCGGUGGGGCCUCCGCUCACCUCCCCCCUCAUCACGGCAGUACGGAAGAGCCAGCAACCUCCAGCUGGUCCACAGGGUGUGGAGAAUGGGCCUAAGAUAGAGAACAGUUCUAAGCAAGAGAACGGUUCUAAGAACGGGACUCACCAUGUGCUUCCUAAGGACCAUGUUCCGGUCACUUCUGACAAGCAGACAGCCGAGGUUGAAACUAAAACAAACAGGGUUUCCCUGCUGAAGGGAGCAGUCAGAACGGGGGUUGGGGUGGACCCCCCGAAAAAGCUGCCAAGCUUGUCCCCCAUUCCACGUUCUGCUUCAGGAGAUGAGAUCAGGUUGAGCCUGGCCACCCCUCCACCACUCUCUCCCAAACCCUCCCCUCCUUCUCUCCAUCCCCUAUCAGUCCUCCCCAUUCUGGUCUCACCAAAUGAGAAAGAGGGCAUGUGUCCGCCGAAUGGCCUCCAGCCCUGGGUUAGUCGCAACGGGAGCAUUCAGACCGGGAGGAGGGUUUCUCUGAGUCACGAGAACCUGUCGCCCAAAAGCACAGACGCCCCCCUCAGCCUGACCACCUCCCUAACCACCUCCUCCUCUAAAGGGACAGCGGGAGGCCCAGAGAGCACAGGAAGGUCAGGGUCAGGUUCAGACCUGAGGGUCAGCUCGUCCAGCCUGGGGGGCCGUCUGCCUACCUCAGCCCUGAGAGGGAGGAUUCAGGCCCUGCCCUGGUACAUGACCCGCUCCCAGGAGAUCCUGGGCACCCUGGACUACCCCUCCACCAACUCCAUCAACGGGGAUGUCACGUCUGGCUACGGCUCCGGUCUGUCGGUCAGCGGAGCCUCUGAGGUCAGCAAGGUCACUGCCCAGGCAACAGUUGGUGAGACUGCGGGGGGCAAAGGGAAGAAGGAAGUGCUGGAGGAUGGAGCCGAGGUUGUCAUAGCGACCAUCAAAGAGUUCCAGGAAGUGACGAACGGGUCGCACCCCAACCUGACCCUGAGAGAAAACAGCACACACGUCUCAGAACCCUACAUGUUCCUGGGGUCCUGCAAGUCGGAGCAGCCCCAGUCCAGGCCCCACUCAGAGGUGGGGUUAGGGGGCGGUUCAGGCCCGCCCCUAGAGGGGGACUCUCUGGAGCACACUCCUCCCCCGGACCACCGUAAGGAGUGCGGUUGCCGCACCGUCUAUGCCAACUGCUUCAGCGGUGACGUGGAGGACGGCUGCGGCUUCGACGAGGAGCUCACCAUCUACGAGUUCUCCAAACGCACGCGCCCCAAACCAGCCCCCUUUACACCCCUGCCCUCCCCCACCUCCCCCGUCCCCUCCCCCAACAUCCUGUCCCUGCUGAGGGACACACCUCGCCCCCUCUCCACCCUCUCCAACACCUCCUCAGAGCUCAGCCCCCUCCUGUCCCGACCCAUCUCCCCCACGCCCCCCAUCGGCUCCCUGCGUUCCCUCACCAACAAGCAAUACGGGGGGCUGAAGGGUGGCUUCGUCUCCCUGAGGCAGGACAUUGAUCAGCUCCUACUGGUCCUGGAGAGAGGCACGGCUGGGCCACCACCAUCAUCAGAACCUUCCAAAACAGACCAGGAUGAGGGUGGAGAAGGGGGACUCAACCCAACCAAAGGGGAGGGUCCAACCCCGUGCUGUGGAGGUGCAAGUCCUCCGCCCAUGACGGAGCCUGAGAGGAGUUUACUACAGGCUGAGGCCCGGCGGUUGGCAACAGGGUGCCAACGUGCCACGCGUGUGGGCUGGGCUCCAGAGGAGGCACUUCGUUCCUUAUCCAACAGUUUCAGUGCCCUGGUGCAGCUCUCCGCAGCCUGCCUGAGAACACACCCCUGUCCUGGAUGUGACGUCUGCCGCAACGGGGGUCAGACCCAGAGCAGUGAUGAUGAUGAGGGCCAGGAGGAGGCUCUGGACAAGCUGAAGGAGAUCGUAGGGCUUUACAGGGGGUUUGUUGGGGCUGUGGAGACGGCUGGAGCCGGGGCCGGAUCUGGGUCUGGGGUUGGACAGGGAGAGGGCGAGGGGGUGAGGCUACUGGCCAAACGGUGCACGGUGCUCAUCUCUUCCGUCUUUGCGCUUACGCAGCUGUUCAGGACGCACUCGCCGGACACGCCGGGUCACACACCUCUCAACUUUUGA